This is a messenger RNA of Cutaneotrichosporon oleaginosum, 1554 nucleotides long. RefSeq lists its product as uncharacterized. Gene Ontology annotation, cellular component: cytoplasm. Gene Ontology annotation, molecular function: identical protein binding; L-ornithine transaminase activity; pyridoxal phosphate binding. The record is from RefSeq and is a predicted model, not a curated record. NCBI's taxonomy places the organism in Eukaryota, Fungi, Basidiomycota, Tremellomycetes, Trichosporonales, Trichosporonaceae.
GCAACCCCGAGAUCCGUGAGUGGUGAGGGAGGGUGAGGUAGGCGGAGGGAGGUCGAGGUGGAACGCGAUGCGCGUGAUCUCCAGUUCGCAGAGUCCAUGCGCGGGAUCCCCCGGGAUGCGGGAAGGCGACGCCCUGGUGACUGCACCGCGACGACGCGCGGACCCGGCCAUUCGGCGUGUCGCCCGAUGAGUACGCAGGCUGCGUAUGACGACGCCCAUUUUGCAUCUCACUUCCGCGCAUCACGCGUCGAGCGCGACCUCGCCGUCCUUCACGCUUUGCACCAUGACUCCGAGCCCACGCUGACCCCAGUCAACACCCUCGUCCAGCAGGCAUCCAAGCUCACCCUCUCGUCGCGUGCGUUCUACUCGACAGGCCUCGGCCCUUUCGCCAAGAAGGUUACCGAGAUGUUCGGCUUCGAGAUGGUUCUCCCCAUGAACACUGGCGCCGAGGCCGUCGAGACCGCGAUCAAGGUCGCGCGUAAGUGGGGUUACGAGAAGAAGGGCAUUGCACCAGGCAAGGCCAAGGUCCUUUCCGUCGAGGGCAACUUCCACGGCCGUACGAUCGGCAUCAUCUCCAUGUCGACCGACCCCGAGGCUCGCAACAACUUCGGCCCCUACCUUGAGAAUGUCGGCCCCACUGUCAACGGCAAGACGAUCCGCUACAACCACGCCGAGGACCUCGAGGAGGUUCUCAACCAGUGCGGUGACGAGGUGGCCGCCUUCCUUGUGGAGCCCAUCCAGGGUGAGGCGGGCAUCUUCGUCCCCGAUGACGGGUACCUCAAGCGCGUUCGCGAGCUCUGCACCAAGCACAACGUGCUUCUCAUCUGCGACGAGAUUCAGACCGGUCUCUGCCGCACCGGCAAGAUGCUCUGCUACGAGUGGGAUGGCAUCAAGCCCGACGUGGUCAUUCUCGGCAAGGCCCUCAGUGGCGGCAUGUACCCCGUGUCGUGCGUCAUGAGCUCCAAGGAGGUCAUGCUCUGCAUCCAGCCCGGAGAGCACGGCUCCACCUACGGCGGCAACCCUCUCGGAUGCGCCGUCGCUAUGACGGCUCUCGAUGUGCUCGUCAAGGACAACUUGGCCGAGCGCUCGCUCAAGCUCGGCGAGGUCUUCCGCGAGGGUGUCAAGGCGAUCAACUCGCCCUUUGUCAAGCUCGUCCGCGGGCGCGGUCUCUUCAACGGCGUGGUCAUCGACCCCUCCAAGUCGACCAAGGGCCGCACGGCCUGGGACCUGUGCCUGAUCAUGAAGAGCCUCGGGUUGCUGGCCAAGCCGACCCACCAGACGAUCAUCCGCUUCGCGCCGCCCCUGGUUAUUUCGGAGGAGGAUGUGCGCAAGGCUGUCGACAUCAUCCGCCAGGCGCUCGAGCAGUUUGACACGAUCGAGACUAUUCCUGGAGCUGAGGCGCACUAGGCGGGACUCGGCUUGGACAGCGUAGCCUGACCUCUUGGUGGAUGUUCAGACGCCAGCGAGGUAGGGAGGCUCGACAGUGAUACGAUUUAUUGUACCAUAUAUUACAACCCAACCACAUGUAUUGGUAGUGGAGAAAACACUAAAAAU